Messenger RNA from Varanus komodoensis (Komodo dragon), 957 nucleotides. RefSeq names its product olfactory receptor 11A1-like. Gene Ontology annotation, molecular function: olfactory receptor activity; G protein-coupled receptor activity. Gene Ontology annotation, biological process: G protein-coupled receptor signaling pathway. The record is from RefSeq and is a predicted model, not a curated record. The coding region runs from base 1 to 957 and encodes 318 amino acids. NCBI's taxonomy places the organism in Eukaryota, Metazoa, Chordata, Lepidosauria, Squamata, Varanidae. The transcript has a single exon. Gene Ontology annotation, cellular component: membrane.
AUGCAUCUUGCAAAUGGAGACCCUGCAAACUCUACGGGUGUCACUGAAUUCCUCCUGCUGGGAUUUGGGGAUCUGGGAGAUCUAGAUUUUCUCCUCUUCCUGCUCUUCCUCGUGAUCUACAUGGCAACCAUGGUGGGGAAUAUGCUCAUCAUCAUGCUGGUGGUGUUAGAUCACAGCCUUCACAGUCCCAUGUACUUCUUCCUGGGAAAUUUGUCCUGCUUGGAGAUCUGCUACAGUUCCAGCAUUGUCCCCAAGAUGCUUUCUGGCCUCCUCCACCAUUUUUCUGUCAUUUCUGUUGCUGGCUGCAUGGCACAAUAUUAUUUCUUUGGUUUCCUGGCAGUAGCUGAGUGUUAUCUCCUGGCAGUAAUGUCUUAUGACAGGUAUGUAGCAAUCUGCAAGCCGUUGCUCUAUGUGACCCUUAUGGACAGCAAGAGUUGCUUCCAGCUGGUAGUUGGAUCCUGGCUAAAUAGUUCACUGGUUGCUAGCCUGACCAUCUACUUGAUGCAGCAACUGACCUUCUGUGGUCCAAACAAAAUUGACCAUUUCUUUUGUGACUACAGGCCAUUGUUAAAGUUGUCAUGCAGUGACACCCAUGCCACAGAGUGGAUAACAAUCCUUCUGGCAGGUGUGUGCUCUCUGCCACCCUUUGUUUUAACUCUGGCAACUUACACUUACAUCAUAUUAGCCAUUCUGAGAAUCCCAUCCAAUCUUGGGAGGCAAAAGGCCUUCUUUACCUGCUCAUCUCAUCUUACGGUGGUGUCCAUUUUCUAUGGCACCAUAAUGAUUGUCUAUCUCUUAAGAGCAGAGGCACUUCAGAACUUGAACAAGAUCUUCUCUCUCUUCUAUGUAGUGCUGACUCCCCUCCUCAACCCACUCAUAUACAGUCUGCGAAACAAGGAGGUAAAGGAUGCCUUGAGGAAAGUCCUUAAGUUCUUAGCACACAAAACCACACUUUAA